Orussus abietinus is the source of this 2095-nucleotide messenger RNA. RefSeq names its product TELO2-interacting protein 2. The record is from RefSeq and is a predicted model, not a curated record. The transcript has 5 exons. Lineage: Eukaryota; Metazoa; Arthropoda; Insecta; Hymenoptera; Orussidae. The coding region runs from base 390 to 1697 and encodes 435 amino acids. Gene Ontology annotation, cellular component: centrosome; cytosol; nucleoplasm.
AGCAGUCGUAGCAGUCGGCAUGAGAUAGAACCGACCAAGACGACAUACAUCCUAACAAAAAGUAAUAGAAAAACGAGUAUAAAAUUAUUGGCAUUAGGUCUUUAGAAAAAGGCCGAAAUUGAGAAAGAUACAGAUAGAGAUACAACCGACAUGAAAUUACUGAUAAAUUAUUACUAAACGCGAGUACAUCUACGUGGAUUAAAAGCCAUUUUUGAGUAUAUCUCACGUGAAGAAGGGGCACACUAUCAGUAUUAAAACGCAUAAUCGGAUGGGUUACUCGCAAGUCGGUAAUAUUUCCUAUAAUAAUUAACGAGACCACGUAGAUUUAAAAAUCCACUGUAUGUUACACUUAUUUCUUUGAUACCAAAUUUCGAGGAAACAUUGUAACGAUGAACGAUCUCUUGAGAGAGUUGGAAGCUUUAAAGAUAACCGGGAACAUAAAGGACGAAGCUCUCUGGACCAAGUCCAUCCAGCUGAUAGAAAAGACGUUCGUUCCCCAAAAAUCCUGUGAGCUUAAUAGAUCGUACGAGGAAAAGGAUUUUAGGGAGUACAGACUGGAGGUCGAUCGAAACCUGAGGAACGUCAGAUCUAUAUUACAGCAUGUUUUGCAUAAUUGGAAUACGUGUAAUACCAGGGCAGCUCUCGAAGAUCUCAAGUUUAAGACGUUUUGCGUGGACUUAAUUAUAUUAAUCGGGGAACAGAGCGAGAAGAGCUUAUGGAAUUCCGCAGAAUCCGUCUCAAUUGCUAACGAACUAGCAGCCGAUGUUUGCAAUUUACUUGGGUGUGAGAAUUUAUCUCAGGCAUUGACCGGGCAAGACGAUAAGUUGACGGCAGCGCUGUUAACGCUGAGACCGAAAUUGUUAAAAGAUACGUGGAAAACGUACCCGGCUGCUGUUACCUGUUACAAGUGGAUGUUGUAUCAAGUAGAAGUACCAAUUUUAUCAAAUUAUCUCAAUGCCAUAAUUCCGACGGCGCUUAUAAUAUUCGAUGACUACGAACUUCAGAACAGGGUUAAAGGUCUAGAAUCUAUACACAGAAUACUUCAACACUGUUCCACCACAAGAAUCUUGAUCGACACAGGCUACGCAGAAGUACUUUUCAGUGCUUUGGAGAAAUUAACGCAUCAGCGAGAAGUUGCUUACGUGGUGCCACUUUAUUCGUGUCUCGCUAUGUUGUUGGCGAUAAUGGAAUUUUAUGAUAACUCGACGAAUACCUUUUCGUGGAGCAAACGUGACAACAUAUUAUGUACAUUGUUAGAUAAUAUGGAAUGCGAACAACGUUUUGAAUUACGUCAUGCGUACAUGCUCAGCUUACCACAGCUCUUGACUCACAUCGGAUGUGCCAAAUGGUGUGAUAAAUUAAUAAGAAUCUUGUCUGAAUACUGUGAACAUCACACGGAUCUGAGAACUCUUAAAGCUACGUUGGAGACUGCGAAGGUUAUCCUUCUGAUGUUCCAUCCAAGAGUUCCGGCACAUUGCAACGCCCUUUACUCUACUUUCCUGAGAUUACACUUCGAUUUAACCGAAACACCAGUUCUCGAUAGUGAAAUAACCCAGACAUUAGAGGAAUGUGUAUUUAUGUUGUAUAAAUUGACCCCAACGGUCGGGGGAGCAAUAAUGCGCGACGAUAGAAUGAGAUCAAUUAUUAAGAAUAGUCUCCAAGUCGUGUGUUUAGGUGACUCAAAGUAUUUAAAUUGAGACCCUUUAUAUUCUACAAGAAAGAACCGAAGUACUCGAUGGAAAUUGCAAAUGCGUUGCUUUAUCACUUUUACAUAAGGAGUCAUUAAUUAAGAGUAACGUUAUAUAUAGAAAUAGUAGUUAACCUAGAUGCGACACUUGUAGUAAUGUACAUUUAUUAUUUAGUUAUAAUCCUUUGAUUGAAUAUAUUAAAAUUUUGUAGUCUUGCAAAAUAUAAAACAUUCUCUUUUGCACAGAGUGACGGGAGAGAAGGGAACGAAAGUCAGAGAGGCUCGAAUUCGUCGAGCCUAAAACAAUAGGGUGGUUUAUAAACGCGAUUGAAUAAUUAUAACGAAUAUGCAAAUUUCUUGAGGGAGAUUGAAUGUACGCUCGACACGUAAUACCAUGUUUCAAGUACA